CGCUUUUCAAUUUUAAGCGUCCAGCGGAUUUAAACUUUGAAGAAACGUUUUCUUUUCUGAAUUUUAAAUUUCACUCUUUAUUAAGACUCGGGAUUGUUGUUAUUUUACAGGUAAUGAAAGCAUUUUAAGCAGAUAUAUUUACACGGGUUGCUUCAAAUCGACUCAACAUGAGUGAAGCAGUAGCCAAAGCACCAGUCCCAGGUGCGAAGGUACAAAGUGGACCUAAAGGGGUCGGCACGUUGACUGUGGAACAGAUUCAGGAAGACAGAAUUACACAGUUGGCAGCUGAGCUAUGGUCACAAGAGGCAAUGAAAUCUGGACCAACAUUCAGACCAGAGAUAGUUGAGGAGGUCUAUGAGAAAGAGCUGGUCUCUUCAAACUUCUCAACAAAAAGAAUCAUGAUGCUGGAAUUCAGUCAAUAUUUAGAGAACUACCUAUGGCCGAACUACGUUCCAGAAAAGUCAACUGACAGCCACAUAAUGUCGACAAUUUUGAUUGUGAAUGAGAAGUUCAGAGAAAGAGUACCCCCAUGGGCAUGUUUUAAGAAGAAACCGGAACAUUUUGGCGGAAUGUUUUACCGAGUUCUACAGAUGACGCUGGGAAGCUCUCGGUCUCUACGAGAACAAAAGUUCCUCAUCGUGUUCCUGAUACACUGCUUCAGAAGCAUCGAGCUGGACCUGCUUCGGGAACAAGUACAGAGGCUCGUGUCCCUGCCUAUAUGGACAUGUCUCCUUCAGGGUAAACGAGAUGAGCUUUUCAAGUCCAACCCAAAGUACAAGAAGUUCUUCAACUUUAUCAAGAAGAGCGACGCAAAACUUGACCCUGAACAGCGACAGAAGGUGGAAUUUGAGAGAACGUAUCUUCAUAAUGUCAUCAAGAAAUACAUCGAUAUUCUCAACUCAAUACCGGAGAAAGGUGAUGUCCCCACGGAGAAGGUGAUGUACUGCGAGCGAUUUGUUGAGUUCUUGAUCGACAUCGAGGCUCAGUUACCUACGCGCCGGUUCUUCAAUGACCUCAUGGCUGACACCCAUGUUUUGACGAUCUCUUUGUUGUCAAAUCUGGCACGUCGUGAGGACGGUACACUGUUCACAGAGCUGUUGGAGAUGUUAAAGGUGUAUGCUGAGUUUGAAAUUGAUGAGGGGACAGGGGAGGCCCUUACCGUCCAUGAUCGCAUCGAUAAGCACUAUGAUAGGGUCCUAGCGCUACAGAAAGUUGCGUUCAAGCACUUCCCGGACCUUCACCAGUUUGCAAUCACAAAUGUUGCCAGUGUUGAUACAAGACAGGCCCUCGAGAAAUACUUCAGCCCUCUCAGUGCGAAUGCUCUGCACGAGGUUCUCUAUCGCAUCAACAUGUUACCUGCCUUGGACGACGGCCAAGAAUCACCAUUUGACAAGAACUUUAUGCUUGAACUGCUGAUCCGUGAACAUGAGCGCAAGAAGUCACAGCUCGAACAGAUCAAUGAGAUGCCGUUGUAUCCAACGGAAGACGUCAUUUGGGAUGAGAAUAUUGUGCCGACAGAGUAUUAUAGUGGGGAAGGUACACUUGCCCUACCGAAAAUCAACCUCCAGUUUCUAACGCUACACGAUUACCUGCUGAGGAACUUCAACCUGUUCAGAUUGGAAUCCACGUACGAGAUUCGACAAGACAUUGAGGAUGCAGUAUCACAUAUGAAACCAUGGCAAGCAGAGGAUGGUUCAGCAUAUUUCGGGGGAUGGGCUCGCAUGGCGCAACCAAUCGCUGGCUUCUCUGUUGUAGAGGUAGCGAAGCCUCAUGUUGGAGAAAACCACCCGGCCCAAGUGCGAGCAGACGUCACCCUCACUCUCAGUGUGGUUCCCAGCAUUAAGGCUGAGUGGGAAGGUCUGCGGAAACAUGAUGUAGCUUUUUUGAUCACAGUGCGCCCGACAAGUAAAAUCGGGACAAAGUAUGACUAUCGGUCCCCAUUCAUACCGCAGGUUGGACUCAUGUACGUCCGCGGGUGUGAGAUUGAGGGUAUGCUGGACGCAGAGGGGAAGGUCAUUGAAGAAGGUCCCGAACCAAAGCCUGAGUUAUCAGGAGAGAUGAGAACGUUCCGUGUUUGGCUCGACCCAAACCAGUACCAACAUGACAUGGCUGCCACUGAGGAUGGUCAGCAGGAUGUAUAUGAGACGUUUAACGUUCUGAUGCGUCGUAAGCCGAAGGAGAACAACUUCAAGGCCGUGCUGGAAACGAUACGCGAUCUCAUGAACACAGACUGUGUUGUGCCAGACUGGUUACAUGAUCUUAUUCUCGGAUAUGGAAGUCCAGACUCCGCACACUACUCACAACUGGAGAACAACUACCGAACCCUGGACUGGAAUGACACUUUUCUGUCCAUGGAACACUUGUACCAGAGUUUCCCGGGCUACAACAUUGAUGUCUCAACGACCGACACGAGCAAACAGGUGGCCCCUUUCCGUCUGACGUUCUCGCAGGAGGAGGGCAGUGGGAAACGGAAGGAGGGAGAGGAGGGGCCAGCCCCUGUCAAGAAGAUUUACGUUGAGCCCCAUGUGAUUCCAAAUAGGGGACCUUACCCAUACAGCAUGCCAAAAAAAAACAGCAUACCGUUUACGCCAACCCAGAUUGAAGCAAUUCGGGCAGGAAUGCAGCCGGGCUUGACAAUGGUUGUGGGGCCGCCGGGAACGGGUAAAACCGAUGUGGCAGUACAGAUAAUCUCCAACAUUUAUCACAACUUUCCGGACCAGAGAACUCUCAUUGUCACUCACUCUAACCAGGCCUUGAAUCAGCUGUUUGAGAAGAUCAUGGCGCUGGACAUUGCUGAGCGACAUCUGUUACGUCUGGGACACGGGGAGGAAUCUCUCGAGACAGAGAAGGAUUACAGUCGAUACGGGCGCGUAAACUAUGUCCUGGCACAGAGGCUGGAAUUACUUCAGGAGGUACAGCGCUUACAAGAGAGUUUGAAGGUUGCUGGCGAUGUAUCAUACACAUGUGAGACAGCUGGCUAUUUCUUCAUAUAUCAGGUCCUUGCCAGAUGGGAGGAAUUUCUGGCUAAUAUCAGAAAACUGAAGGACAGGACAGCUGAAAAGGUCAAGGAGUUGUUUCCCUUCUCAGAAUUUUUCAAGAACGCCCCUCCCCCUGUGUUUAAGGGGCGGAGUUAUGCUGAGGAUAUGGACAUUGCCGAGGGAUGCUUCCGUCACAUCAAGAAAAUCUUCACGCAACUGGAGGAAUACAGGGCUUUUGAGUUGUUGCGUAGCGGUUCUGAUCGAGCCGACUAUCUAUUGAUCAAGGAGGCAAAGAUAAUUGCCAUGACGUGUACACACGCGGCCCUGAAACGACGAGAUCUUGUCAAUGUGGGAUUCAAGUUUGACAACAUCAUGAUGGAAGAAGCUGCUCAGAUUCUCGAGAUUGAAACAUUCAUCCCACUUCUCCUGCAGAACCCUGAGUUCAAGAGCAAUCGACUGAAGCGCUGGAUUAUGAUUGGUGAUCACCACCAGUUGCCGCCAGUGAUAAAGAACAUGGCUUUUCAGAAGUUCUCCAACAUGGAACAGUCUCUGUUUACACGCCUUGUACGGCUGGGAGUGCCGACUGUCGAUCUGGAUGCUCAAGGACGAGCAAGGGCAAGUAUUGCAUCACUGUACACGUGGAGAUACAAGAAACUGGGCAGCCUCCCUCAUGUAUUCACAUACUCAGAAUACAAGCUGGCGAAUGCAGCCUUUGCCUUCGACUACCAGCUCAUCAAUGUGGAAGACUUCAAUGGUCAAGGCGAGUCAGAACCCAACCCUUACUUUUACCAGAAUCUUGGAGAAGCGGAGUAUGUGGUUGCAAUGUUCAUGUUUAUGCGUCUGAUGGGAUAUCCGGCCGAGAAGAUCUCCAUCCUAACCACAUACAACGGACAGAAACAUCUCAUCCGUGACGUUAUUCAGCAACGCUGUUCGAAGAAUCCAUUCAUUGGAAGGCCUUAUACAGUCACAACGGUAGACAGGUACCAAGGUCAACAGAACGAUUACAUCCUGCUUUCCCUCGUGAGAACACGCACAGUAGGCCAUCUCAGGGAUGUUCGACGUCUGGUGGUCGCCAUGUCUCGUGCUCGUCUUGGUCUCUAUGUGUUUGCCCGAGUCUCAUUGUUCAGCAACUGUUUCGAGCUUACGCCAGCCUUCAACAGGUUGUGUUCACGGCCUACUGAGCUUCAUAUCGACCCGAAUGAAAACUUCCCUACCGCAAGAAAGGCAGAUGAGCCAUGUCAAAGACCACCAAUGGUGAUACAGGACAUGCCACAUAUGGCGCAAUUUGUGUUUGACCUUUACAACCAGAAGGUCGACACUCUUAUGCGGAUACGCAAUCUGCCAUCGGCUGGGAAGUUAUCUGAACCACCCAAAAAGAAGACCUGAAGUGAGAAUCGUUGAUCUACAAAAGAGCGUUGCUGAUCUAAAUAGUGCUGGAUGUAACAUUGUGUGUACUGUAUGAUGAAAGUUAAAAGUGUUGAAAAUGUUUAAUGUAAGAACAUGAGAGAUAUGUUAAGAAUUUGAAACUGAGACUUGAAGAUAAAAUGUUAUUGACAUUAAUGCAUUUGCUAAACCAUCUUAAAAAAAAACAAUGUAAAAGACAUGCAGGAUUUGGCUGCAAGUCAAUAAUGCAAUAAAUUCAGGUAUUUGUCUGACAUGCCUGGAUAUUGUAACAGAGGCCAUCAGCAUAUUUUCAAUAAAAGUUGAAACAAAAUAUCGUGGAAAUAUUUUAUUCCGAUUUCAUAUUAUGGUAUAUGGUAUCACAAUUUUUAUGCAAAGCUUCUUGCAAAUUUAAAUGACCUUCGUCUAACAUAUUUGUUCUCAUAAUUUGAAUUUAUAUUUUAUAUCAAUACUUCUUGAAGGGGGUAGGGGAUGCAAGCUCGAAAAAGUGAUCAUAAAACAGUAAUUGGGUUAGUACCGGAAGGUCAAGGCGACAAAAUAGAAGGUUUUGGUACCUUCUGGCAUCAUGGUUUUGGUCUUUUAUAAGAGGCUUCUAAAGAGAAUAAAAAUGAUAUAAGUUACAUGUAAGUUAACUAUGUUUUGCACAUGUCGCACAUCAUAAUGCCUAUUUGUUUAGUUGGUCAUGUCACAUUGUGUAUAUAAACUGAAUAAAAUCAUCCACAUUC
Molecule: messenger RNA, 5104 nt
Organism: Mya arenaria
Lineage: Eukaryota; Metazoa; Mollusca; Bivalvia; Myida; Myidae
Product: RNA helicase aquarius-like
Exons: 35
Coding region: 168-4364 (1398 amino acids)
Biological process (GO): mRNA splicing, via spliceosome
Cellular component (GO): catalytic step 2 spliceosome
Molecular function (GO): mRNA binding; helicase activity
Source: RefSeq, a predicted model, not a curated record